Manis javanica (Malayan pangolin) is the source of this 2621-nucleotide messenger RNA. It is a transcript of the gene CD160, whose product is annotated as CD160 molecule. The record is from RefSeq and is a predicted model, not a curated record. Gene Ontology annotation, cellular component: plasma membrane. Gene Ontology annotation, molecular function: transmembrane signaling receptor activity. NCBI's taxonomy places the organism in Eukaryota, Metazoa, Chordata, Mammalia, Pholidota, Manidae. Gene Ontology annotation, biological process: regulation of adaptive immune response.
UAAAUGACGGAAGUGGGAGAUGGGGUUUUAACAAGACUGAAGAACAAGCCUGGGGCUGAGAGCUCAUUCAGGGUGCUUUCACCAGAGCCAGAGACUGGGACAAAAGGUAAAGAGGCCCCUGGGCACCUGAGAUGUGGAGCAGGGAUGGGACAGUUGACAGAACUGUUCAGGAAAGUGAGGCCAAGGACUUCAGCAGAACCAACAUUUGCUUCAAGUUCCUGGUGUUUCUAACAAUGUGCAGGAUGCUGAUGGCACCUGGUAGAGGCUGCUUUGCCAUAGCCAUUCUGCUGGCAAUCGUGGACAUCCAGCUUGGUGGAUGCAUGCACAUCCUCAGCUCAACUUCCCAAGAAGGAAAGAGACUAAGCUUGAUCUGUACUGUGUGGCACACGAAAGAAGAGGUUGAGGGGAUUAUAGUGUUUUUGUGCAAGGACAGGUUUUGGGACUGCUCCCCUGAGACAAGCUUGGAGCAACUGAGACUUACACGGGAUCCUGGGAGAGAUGGUGCCAGUCAAAGACCAUCUCAGUUGGUGUUCACCAUAGACCAAGCCACGCCAUUGGACAGCGGGAACUACCAGUGUUGUGCAAGAAGCCAGAAGCCAGAUAUCCGCCUGCAGGGCCAUAUUUUCACCGUUUUAGUCACAGAGACAGGAAACUACACAGUGACAGUGAUGGGACUGAAACACCCCAAGUUCAGCCACAGUAAAGGUGCUCUCAAUUUAGGCUUCCUGCCAGAAAAGAUCUCAGUGAUGCUGGUCACCAGCUUGGUAGCCCUUCAAGGUAUGUUCAAAAGAGCCUUAAUCAUCCCAAGCAAUGAAGGUGCUAUACCUUUGACAUCUUGGUUAUUCUCCAGGAAAGGGGUGGAAAAGCCCAGAUGGGAAGGGGAAAAGCUAAUGGUCCUGGUGAGCCAUAGGAAAACAUCAAACAAAUGUGAGGGAAAAAUUGGUCCAAAGGGACCAAACACAUUACUCAUGAGGGAAAGUUGGAUGAAUCAUAUGUUCCAUUAGACAGGUCAGACCUAUUAGGAAAGUAAGCCUCUGAGACAGGGAAGUAAAUACAGCCUUCUCUACUCACUGGAUGACCAGAGGGCUACAAGUUGAGGCAACAGAUGUUUGCCGGUUAUGUGAAAAUGAACAAGACAAGAGACAAACUUGGUCUUGAGGUGGGUUUUAAACAAUGUAGCUCCUCAACAAAGGCUGAGAACCAGAUUAAGUAUAUUAAAUACUUGUAGCUGAGUCCUCUGAGUAUUCAUCAAUAUAGAUCAAGGUUUUCCUUCUAAGAGACUGGAACUUGCAAUGAUUUGCCAUUAUGUUUUUGCAUAAUCAAUAACUGAUGCAUAUUUUUUUGCUUCUCCUUGGCACUUAAUUCCAUUUCAUUGAGGCUUUCUGCUAAUCAAUAACUAGCACUGUUGAGUGCUACCAGAAUGAAAGUGCAGGGACUUUGUCUUGUUUACCCCAACAAAAAGACAGUACCAGGUACACAGUAGGCUCUUAAUAUAUGUUUAAAGAUUUGUGUAAUGAGUAAGACUUUACAUAUAGUGAUUUCUAACCUCACACAAGCAUUCCAAGCAAAUAUUCUCUCAUUACUCGUCAGGAAACGAGUGCAAAGAAGUUAACACUGCCCCAGUCCACCAGGAAUUAACACAGGACCUUCUCACUCUAAAACUGCGUUCUCAGUAACUACCUACUAUUCACUAAGCACCUUCUCUCUCCACUCCUUCAGCACCCUCCCCAUUCUAAGACUGCCUCCUUCCACUUUCAGGACCACCUAACAUUCCCUAUUUCAGCCCCUUAUCUGCAAACAAUUUAAAACAGAAUCCUUAUCUGUGAUCCUUAAGACCUGCCAAAUUAAACCAAAUGCCAGUGUUUAGGAGGAAACUGUUGAGUCAUCAAGGUGUCUGACCCUUGAGAUAUUCUUUACUGAAUCUAAAUCCCCUCAUAUAGUUAGGCUUCUCUGUUAAAUUUUAUUUCUUCGUACAGAAUAAGAACUCUGAAGACCAGAGGAAAUUGAAUCUAAGUCACACAAUCUACUACCACUUACUACCUUUGACUCCCACGUUAUGCUAGAGCAGAAUUAUGUUAAGCUCUUUUUCCCUUUCUCAACCAGGUGAGAUCUUUUUGAUAGUUCAUUUUCUUUCUCCUCCUACUCAAGGUUUAGGAGAAUUAUGGAAGAUGUAGUGUCCAGUAGAAAAGUAUGUUUUUUCAGGCCCAGAUCAACUUCUCACAUGUGACAAAAAGAAUGAGGUAGUUUUCUGGAUCCAUUUCCCUCAGAGCUCAUGAAACUAAUUUCAGUGAAUAUCUGCCCUACCAUCAUGCCAACCAUUCAGUGCUAUACAUGGAAAAUCAACCUUGAACCUCUGUAGUGGCAUCUAUUUUUUCUUUGACUGUGCUACUUUCCAGCAAAGAGAGAUAGAUCAAAGGUUGAUUCCUCCCCACUUCCACCAUAAGUUAGAUUUGCCAAAUCUUCCAAGACCCAACACAUAUAUUACAUUCCUUCCUUCUUUCCUUUUCCAUACCCUCUCUAGUCAUGAGGACUUAUCAACACAUAUCCCGGAUGAAUUUCAUCAAGUAUUUUGUUGAUUGCUACUCUAGGUUGUGUGACAAUAAUACAAGCUUUCCUUUUUC